AUGAUCAGCAUCUUCAUCGAGGCAGGAAGCCCUCCCUCCGGCAGGGACUGGAUCUCCGGGCAUCCGUUCACGACCAGCUUCGUCAACUGUGAAAGGCCGCGCAGCAGCGGCAGGCUCUGGAGCUGA
Messenger RNA from Spirodela intermedia, 126 nucleotides. The record is from the annotation of a GenBank genome assembly. NCBI's taxonomy places the organism in Eukaryota, Viridiplantae, Streptophyta, Magnoliopsida, Alismatales, Araceae.